Messenger RNA from Mucor mucedo, 825 nucleotides. RefSeq names its product Mdm33 family-domain-containing protein. NCBI's taxonomy places the organism in Eukaryota, Fungi, Mucoromycota, Mucoromycetes, Mucorales, Mucoraceae. The transcript has 2 exons. The record is from RefSeq and is a predicted model, not a curated record. Gene Ontology annotation, biological process: inner mitochondrial membrane organization. The annotation marks the transcript as partial. Gene Ontology annotation, cellular component: mitochondrial inner membrane.
AUGUCUUUUCGUUUGCUUAGAUCCACUAGACUGGGUUUUCAACCUGCUCGUUUUCGACACACACCAAAGCAUAUUGCUCGAUUAACAACCUCCAUACCACCUAAUGAUAAACCCACCGAAAAACCAGUACCUGACAAUAGCCCUUUUAAACAUUUGCAAGAUGCGUCUGUCGAAAAGACUUUAGCUGCUACCAAAGCUUAUUUCGAUAAGGUCCAAUUAGACUUGAAACCUCGUUUAGAACCUUACAUUACCAAAAUCAAUCAUGCUUCUGAACAAUUGAAACGACUCACGAGCGAUGUGAGUGAUUCCAAAGAAGCUUUACGAAGAGCCAGUCGUGCCAUGAAUGAAUUAACAGGUUAUGACCAAAUCGAUGCUGUCAAACAAAAGGUCAACAACCAAGCCCAACUCUUUGAAAGCACUCGAGAUCAAGUGCAGGAAGCUAAAAGAAAUUACGAGCAAGCUAUUGAGACACGUUCGAGUACACAAAGAGGCAUUAAUGAGCUUUUACAACGUAAGCAUUUAUGGACAGGCGAUGAUGUCACUCAAUUCACCGAGCUCUAUCGACUUGAACAUGCGCAUUCACAGGCCGAGAUGCAAGCCAAAGAAGCGUACCAAAUGUGUGAAAAGAAAAUGGAUCGAGAGUAUAUGGAAUUGGCCCGUUCGAUUAUGGAAAGAUACCACGAGGAACAAUUAUGGAGUGAUAAAAUUCGUAGCGUCAGUACUUAUGGUACCUGGGCUCUCAUGGUGGUCAAUUUAUUAUUAUUCGUCGCUGUUCAAACCGUAUUUGAACCUAGAAAACGAAAGAGACUCACGGAUCGUUUUGAG